Messenger RNA from Pangasianodon hypophthalmus (striped catfish), 2939 nucleotides. It is a transcript of the gene tagapa, whose product is annotated as T cell activation RhoGTPase activating protein a. The coding region runs from base 801 to 2771 and encodes 656 amino acids. Lineage: Eukaryota; Metazoa; Chordata; Actinopteri; Siluriformes; Pangasiidae. The transcript is spliced from 10 exons. Gene Ontology annotation, molecular function: GTPase activator activity. Gene Ontology annotation, biological process: regulation of Rho protein signal transduction; signal transduction. The record is from RefSeq and is a predicted model, not a curated record.
CUGGCCAAUUACAAGAAAUGGCAAAUUCACUCAUUAACAUUCAUGGCUGAUUGUUUUCACGAAAUGACAGUAAGCCAGUGAAAACAAAGCACUGUCAAAUGUUGAAUCUCACAAUGAUUUUUCUGCGUUUCUUAAAAAUUCCCACUACAGCAGCAGGCUCUAGUAUAAUGAUUCAUUGUAUAAGUUCUAUUACAGUAAAUGCAUGCUCAGCAAAUAAUUAUCCCAAAAAGACAUCUUUACUGUAAAGUAGAUGGCAGGGUUUUUUCUUUUAACACAGAUAUGGUGCAUUUUUAGAAACUAUAUGGUUAUGUUUUUCUGAGUAUGCUUUCUAGUUUGUGAUUAAUUUACAGUGACUAGUGAAAGAUAAGCAAUAAGUCUACUCAUCUCUUUAGACUUUCUCUUUAUUUUUUAAUAAUCUUGGCCCUUUGAGUUAACUCACCUAUGUGUUACCUGCUAGUUUUACUCUCAUGUUAUUGUGAUGCAUGUGACACUUUCCACCCACCAGCGUAUGUGUUGUUGCCCUACAUGUCUAAAGGGGGUGUUGGUAGUGGGAGUCCGUGAUGCUGCUUCCUGUCUCCAUUGCACAUCAGAAUUUCCCUUUCUGCCCACCCACUUUAGUUUUGUGGUGUGCAGUGGGUCGCUCUAAGUUAGUCUGUCUCAGUCGUGUGUUGGUGUCAUGUUGUUCUCGUGUCAAAACAACUGCAUUCACUGUUUCUGAAUUGAAGUAGAGACUAGAUGCUCUCUAGAGGAAAACUGACAGACAAGAGAAUAUUUUGUAGACAUCACACCAUAGCGCACUGAUGAAGGUGUUGAGUGGCCACGUUGUGACAAAAUCCCAGUCUGAGGACAGCAUGGACCUACUCAUCAUGCCAGCCUCAGCUGUUCAUAUGAGUACGGGACUUCCCCAACAUAAGAAAACAUAUGAGAGCAAGUUCACAAACUCCUCCCACACUGACAAUAUCAACCGAAAGCGCUGGAGGAGCCUUUUGCAGCGGGUAAACAGAAAACAGAUGGAUCCUGGUCGUGCUACUCAGCUUCAAAAGAAGUCACUUUUCGGUCGAGCUUUGUCAGAUGUUUGUGAAAAAAAUGGCAAUCCCCCAAAUCCCAUUAUGGAGAUUCUGUUAGCGCUGUGCAGAAAGGGCCCAUACACAGAAGGGGUGUUCAGGAAAGCUGGUAAUGCCAGGGCUCUGAAAGAGAUCAAGGAGCAACUCAACAAUGGUGUGGAAGUGGAUCUGAAAAAUAAGCCUGUGAUCUUACUAGCUGAUCUCCUCAAGGAUUUCUUGAGGCACCUGCCUGGCAGUUUGCUAAUGGUGGAUCGGUACCAGGCCUGGAUGACAGCAAUGCAAAAGCAGGAUUUACAUGAAAGGUGCACUGAGCUCCAAUUGGUGAUUAAUACUCUUCCAGAGCCAAAUAUUGUCCUCCUGAAACUCCUCAUUGUUUUGCUGUACCACAUAUACGCCAAUACAGAUAGAAACAAGAUGGAUUCCAGCAAUUUAGCUGUUUGUGUUUCACCCAACUUGCUCCAAACUGACAUUGCAAUGCUAAAAAAUGUCUCAGACCUGACUCAGUUCCUCAUUGAAAACUGUUGUGAAAUAUUUGGAAAGGAUGCACUGACACUUCUUGGGGACCCAGAAGAGGAAGAACUCAAUGAUAAACAUGAUUCACUGUCCUCACUCCAUCAUGAUUCUGCCUACGACAGCAAUGACCCUGACAUGGAUGGGUAUAAAGGGAGCUACACAGAAAUGCACACCUUCCAUUCUGAUACCGAAGAGAAAACUCUGGAUCGCUUUCAAGUGACCUCCUCCCCUGAUGCUGCGAAACAAACUAGCAAACCUUUUAUUCGCAGGUGCUCUGAGCCAACAAUUGUCUUCAACAAAAGUGAUCGAAACCAGCCUGCCCUAACCAGGAGUCACACAGAUAUGGACUUUUAUGGACAUCUUUUGAAUAAACAGAUCUCAGAUGAAUGUGUUUUGUUUGGGACGGGCAAAAAGUUGAUAUCUGUGCAUAAGAACAUCUAUAUUUCAUCUCCAGGUGAGCUUCUCCAGCGUACUUCUAAAGACUGCUCUUCUAGUUCUCUGGAAAGCACCUUCUCCAGUGCCUCAGAGAGCUCCAUCCAAACUAGCUCCCCUAUUAUUUCAUCUUCCAAUCAUAGACAGGCCGUCCAACGUAAACUGUCUUUCCCCAGCCAAUCAAAGGCACAUGGAAAUGUGCUUGGUGAGGCCACCAAGAAACGCUCACAAUCAAUGAAAGCCCCAAAUUCUCGGACUAAGAUUUGCUUUUCUCGAGGUGGCGUUAGCAAACGAGCUCAGAAAGUCUUACGCCACAGCCACACUCUCCCUGAAGUGCUGCCUCUCGACAGGACCUUCCUCGUGUCACCAAAGCCCCGACGAUUGUCUAGUGAAGAAGUGUUCCAGCAAGUGGACAGCAGGAUUUUGAGUACUCCUCCAUCCUAUGAGCAGGCAAUUCAAGAUAAUGCUCACACUGUGCUUUCACUCUGCAGCCCAUUGACUGUUGACGCUGCCAGGUGUCUGUCAAGGCACACAUGCAGUCAGUCCACAUUCCCAACUGCAGAACCAUCAAAUUCCUGCUCGGUGAAACAUAGCAGUUGCUGGGGUGGAGAGAGGAGCAAUGUAUUGGCCGUGUCACCUACCCCACCAGAGUCACAACAGGGGACUGUAUCAGAGACUAAAUCUGAAUCUAACAGUGGCCCGUCGCACUGUUGUAGUCAACAGCUGUUGGAGACUUUGGAUGUCAGAGAGUCAUAUGUGUGACGUGUUCUGUUUUGUUACAUGUUUUGUUACAUGUUUUGUAAAUCUGUGAGACAUUUUUCUACCAAUGUUUUGUAUUUUGAAGCAAAAAGAGUAUCUGUGAAAUAACAAGCACUUCUAAGAAGUCUGUCAUUGUAUAUAUAAUUUCUAUAUAAAAUGCAACUUUGAUCA